AAAGGACGAGAAAUUGAAAUUCCGUGAAAGGAAAAGCAGAGGAGGAGAGAGACCCUCUGAUCGUUGUAUUAUCUGAUCUCUGUGUUUGGCGGAAUCCCCAAUCCAUUAAAUCAAUAAAAACAUACAAGAGUGAGAAUCCAAAGAUACCCACUUGGGGUGUUUGGCUCAUUUUAUCGGUUGCCGCUGAGCUUUCAGUGAUCCAAAAACAGAGCAAAAAACAGAGUAGGAUUUAGGAACAGUGGUAGGUAGCUGAAAGCAGAGCAAUGGGCAUUUUGCAUGAGGAUGUUGUGGUAAUUAACCAGGCAAAGAAGGCUGGGGAACCCACUGUAAUCACUGUCAAUUGCCCUGACAAAACUGGAUUGGGCUGUGAUUUGUGCAGGGUUAUAUUGCUCUUUGGGCUAAGCAUUUGCAGAGGAGAUGUUUCAACAGAUGGGAAAUGGUGCUACAUAGUGUUUUGGGUGGUGGGAAAACCAAAUACAAGGUGGAAUUUGUUGACAAAGAGAUUGUUGGAAGUGUGUCCGUCGUAUUUGUCGACUUCUGGAAUAUUCUAUUAUCACCCUGAAAACCAGCAGCCUAAGCCACCGGAUGUUUUCCUUCUUGAAUUCUGGUGCUCUUAUGAACGGGAAGGCCUAUUGCAUGAUGUCACUGAGGUUCUCUGUGAGCUGGAGCUCACAAUACAUAGAGUGAAGGUAUCUACUACCCCGGAUGGGAGAGUGAUGGACCUUUUUUUUGUUACAGAUACCAGAGAACUUCUUCAUGCAAAAAGAAGACAAGACGAAACAAUUCUUUGUCUGAAAGCUGUUUUAGGGGAUGCCUUGUUGAGUUGCAAAAUUGAAUUGGCUGGAUCAGAGGUUACCGCUUGUUCACAGGGUUCUCCAUGUCUUCCUUCUGCCAUCACUGAAGAAAUAUUCAGUUUAGAGCUGCCCAAUGGACGCCUAGGCAGAUCUGUUGCCUCCAACCCCAUUUCAUUAACAGUGGACAACAACCUUAGCCCAUCUCACACACUCGUUCAAAUCUUCUGUCAGGAUCAUAAAGGCCUUGUAUAUGAUAUCAUGAGAACCCUAAAGGAUUACAACAUUCAGGUUUCUUAUGGACGAUUCUAUGCAAGCCCAAAGGGAAAUUGUGAGGUGGACUUGUUCAUAAUGCAAGCAGAUGGCAAGAAGAUUGUUGACCCCAACAAGCAAAAUGCAUUAUGUUCUCGUUUGAGAAUGGAGCUUUUGCGUCCUCUUAGAGUGGCGGUGGUGAGCCGUGGCCCUGAUACUGAGCUGGUGGUAGCUAACCCUGUUGAGUUGUCUGGCAGGGGUCGUCCUCUAGUCUUUUAUGAUAUUACUCAUGCCCUCAAAGUUCAGAAGACACACAUCUUUUCGGUUAAGAUAGGGAAACACAUGAUCCAAGAUCGGGAGUGGGAGGUCUACAGAAUCCUGCUAGAUGAAGGAGUUGGUUAUUCAGUGCCAAGGAACAAAAUUGAGGAAGGUGUAAGAAAUAAAUUGAUGGGUUGGGAAUAGAUUGGCGCCAAAUUUAGUUAAUGGCUUCCAUCACUGUACAGUGUACAGUAUAUUUUUCUUAGCAUUGAGUUUCUACUACAU
Molecule: messenger RNA, 1586 nt
Organism: Prunus mume (Japanese apricot)
Lineage: Eukaryota; Viridiplantae; Streptophyta; Magnoliopsida; Rosales; Rosaceae
Product: ACT domain-containing protein ACR10-like
Source: RefSeq, a predicted model, not a curated record